Molecule: messenger RNA, 237 nt
Organism: Insectozyma verbasci
Lineage: Eukaryota; Fungi; Ascomycota; Pichiomycetes; Serinales; Debaryomycetaceae
Source: the annotation of a GenBank genome assembly
AUGAGUUAUCCAGAAUAUGUGAAUGGUGAACCACCAAUUAUAACGUUAUCAGAGUAUGAUGAUGCUUCAUGGGCAAGUACAACUUGUUUAGAUCAUAGAAAUAAUCAAUAUGUAGUUGUUGUAAUGGAAAAUCCUGAUAAAACAGUUGCUAUAAUAAAUGAAAAAGAUUAUGAAGUAUUAGAUAGAAUUUUCAAAAGUGCUCAUGAAACUCAUUCCAAACAACAAGCUGGAAAGUAA